AUGGCGCGCCCACCGGUGAACCCAGAGAAGUCUGUAGCUGGAAUCGCUGUCGACCCAUACACGCUUGAUCGUGUCAUCCCCGAAUCCCGACGACCCGACGGCACAGUCCGCAAACAGCUCAAAAUCAGGCCAGGGUUUACGCCUCAGGAGGAUGUUCGCCGCUUUCGUGGCACACGACAGGCUGAAAUGGACGCAAGGGCUCUCCCCAAAGGGCACAUCGUCGGAUGGGUGCCUCCCAGUAAUUCAGGUGCAUCGUCGAAGGGAGGAGGCAACUCUGCAAACGCGUUCCCUGCACUCAGCAAGGCGGUGAAUGGGGCUAUCGCUGAUAGAGAGAAGCCCCUUAGUAAGUCCGCCAAGAAGAAUGCAAAGAGGAAGGAGAAGAGGGAGGACAAAAAGGCUGACGGCGCAGCCGCUGUAAAGGAUUCCUGGGAGGACGACGACGACCAGGUGCCAGAGACCAAGGAGACGAAGCCAGCUCCCGAUGUGAAGGAAACAUCGGCGUUAGAUGAGAAGCCAGAGACAGAUAAGAAGCCAGAGAUAUCUUCGUUGGAGGACCAACUCGCCAAUCUCGAAGUCAAGUGA
Messenger RNA from Pleurotus ostreatus (oyster mushroom), 582 nucleotides. RefSeq lists its product as uncharacterized. Gene Ontology annotation, cellular component: cytoplasm; exon-exon junction complex. Gene Ontology annotation, molecular function: RNA binding. Bases 1 to 582 code for a protein of 193 amino acids. Gene Ontology annotation, biological process: exon-exon junction complex disassembly. The record is from RefSeq and is a predicted model, not a curated record. The transcript has 2 exons. NCBI's taxonomy places the organism in Eukaryota, Fungi, Basidiomycota, Agaricomycetes, Agaricales, Pleurotaceae.